UUAUGGAAUUGGAAAGAGCCUAAACAGUUUAAGAAUUCGUAAAGUCUAUUGAGAAACGAAAUUUUGAAUUCGAAUUUUAAUAUCUUAGACAAAGCACUGAGACUAAAGAACAUGAUAAAUAACUAAUUAAGACUGUUCAAGUUUAAAGAUUGAAUAGAUACACAAAUAUAUUACCAUGUAUAUUAAUAUACUCAUUUAUUCUUAGUUUCACAUUCAAUUGUAAAACCAGAAGCUUAAGCAACGAAUAAAUUUAGUACACCUAGAGAUAAAUUUUACAUCAAUGCAAAUUACAUAAAAGGAAUAAAUAAUGUUGAAAAACAAUACAUAGCAACUUAAGGACCAAUUCCAGAAUCUAUUGAUGAUUUUUGGCAUAUGGUUUGGACUAAUAAUGUUGGUGUCGUGAUAAUGUUGUGUGCUUUAUUUGAUAGAGGAAGAGUAUUCCUUUUGCUUUACUUAGAUCCAAUGCGAGAAGUAUUGGCCAAGUGCUGGAUAGAAGGCACAAUUUGGUCCCUACGAGGUGAAUACGAUUUCUUAAGAAGAGGCUCCAAAGACUCUUUUUAAAAAUAAGAUCAUACUCAAAUGUUAAGAUGAAUAAAGAGAGAUUAUUCAUUAUUAAUGGGCAGGUUGGACUGAUUUUGGAGUUGUUGAUAAUACUUAAUUUAAAAUUCUUGAUAUGUUAGCAGAAGUUUCAAAUACUGCUGGUAUGUAAAAUAAAAGACCAGUAAUUCAUUGCAGUGCAGGAGUAGGAAGAACAGGAACAUUCUUAGCUAUAUGUCAUUUAAAAUAGUUAUUAAUUAAUAAUCAAGCAAAAAUAUCUGUAUUUAGUAUAGUGAGAAGAUUGAGAGAGUAGAGAGCCUUAAUGAUUUAGACACCUGAGUAGUAUCAAAUGGUGUAUAGAUACACAAUAUGGUUGAUAGAAAAUUUGAAAUAUAUUUGA
This is a messenger RNA of Paramecium pentaurelia, 937 nucleotides long. NCBI's taxonomy places the organism in Eukaryota, Ciliophora, Oligohymenophorea, Peniculida, Parameciidae. The record is from the annotation of a GenBank genome assembly.